AUGAUUUAUGUUAUUCAUCAAGCUUAUUUUACAGCAAGAUAUUCAGCGCCAGGAGCAGUGCAAAGCCAAGCACCUGCUGCUGCUCCUAUAAAUUCAUGCUAUCAGACAUCAUCUGGUCACGAUAUGCGCUCACCCCAGCUAAUGUCUCCAACUCAAGCUUCAGUUCCAGGUGCUGCUUCGCAAGCUGCUGGCAGUGGUUUAACAUCUCCCGUAGUUAAUAAUACUGCAUUGCAACGGAUAGAUAUGCAACCAAGUGGUAGUCCUGCGGUUAAUUCUGCUCAUAUCCGUAUGGUGCAGCAAACGACGCCUUUCUACGGACAUGACCCAAAUGUUGCUGGGAGUGUGCAAUCAGAUAUGUGUCUUGUUGGUUGUUUCUUCGUGGUCAUUGAGCAUGAGAAGGUGCUUGUGGAUCGUUUAGAUGUACAGGAAAUAGGUGCCGUUGUUCGAUUACAUGGUGGCGAAAUCGAGUUCGGUGUACGAGCUUACAACAAUGUGAACAGCGAUCGGGUAACCCAUGUCAUUUGCGAAUCAAUGCGACAUCCAUUGGUUCAGCAGGCAUUGAAAAGGGGUAAGCGAUGUGUAACAUUGCAUUGGUUAAAUGAUGUUCUCACCAAAAAACAUCUUGAAGCACCCUGGCGUGUUUUUCAUCUGCCAACUUUUUGGACCGAUAAUCACAGACCAGCUGCUGGCAAAAUAAUAGCAAUAAAUGGCUUCAAUGACAAUGAACGAUGUGGUGUGCGGAUGAUGAUUACUGCCAUAGGAGCUCGCUACACUCCUCAUCUUACUAGUCAUAACCAUUAUUUGGUCACAAAAACAUCUGAAGGCGAGAAAGUAGAAAGAUGUCACGAAAUGGGUAUUUCAGUUGUAACAUAUCAGUGGUUGGUUGAGAUUUAUUUGGGUAUCAAGAAUGCGAUUAGUGAAAAUGAAAAUUGCAGUCCUAUUCCGGGAAUGAUCUCGGAUACGAAUGCGACACCUUAUAAUAUGGAACAUUACUCGGAAGCAUGCAAGCAGUUUCUAUUUCCAUGGAAAAUACCAAUUUUAUUUGCAAAUGAGCAGUGGCAGCGAGCACUGGAAGUUAAAAGGAAUGUGGAAAAUGAUAAAAAUAUUUUUCCAAAUAAACGAUUUCGCAUGACAACUCCGCCGCCUACCGAUGAAGAAAUUGAAACAAGAAGGUCUGAAAUAGGUACCCUCAAAGAAGUUCCAGUAGUAUGCUUCAGCGGUUUUACUCCCGAAGAAAAGGAUGCAUUGGGAAAAAAAGUACGUUUUCUUGGUUGUGUCACAACUGAAAAAGUGCAGGAAUGCACACAUCUGGUAGUGCUUAAUUUGUGGCGCACACUUAAGCUUCUGGAAGCAAUAGCAUUAGGCAAGAACGUUGUUGGGCCGAAUUGGGUUACUGAUGGUUACCGCUGCCGUGUUAUUCCAGAUUCACUGGAUUAUUUCGCUCGUGAUGAUGAAAAUGAGAAAGUAUUUGGUUACAAUCUAAAGUAUAGUGUUUUGAAAGCGCGGUAUCGGAAACUUUUUCAGGAUGUAACGUUUUACUUGACUCCGAGUGUUGAGCCGUCUUAUGAGGAAUUAUUGGCUUUGAUUGAACUUGCUGGAGGUACUGUAUUAAGAGAAAGACCCCAACCACAAUAUGUUAUACAUUGCAUUGAAACCGAGUCAUUGCUGCUGCUAAUUGGCAAUGACAGCGAUGUACAUUUAUUACAGUAUUUAACGGAUUGCGGGAUGCCUGUACACAAUGUGGAAAUAAUUUUAACGGGUAUUUUGCGCCAGAAAUUGGAAAAUUCGCCUCUUUACCGCGUAGCACCAAUUCGACCACCUCUUCAGCCAGAACCAACGCAACCUCAGUCAACCAAGAACACUCAACAAAACGUCACUCAACGGGUCACUGUAUAA
Molecule: messenger RNA, 1896 nt
Organism: Cercopithifilaria johnstoni
Lineage: Eukaryota; Metazoa; Nematoda; Chromadorea; Rhabditida; Onchocercidae
Source: the annotation of a GenBank genome assembly